AUGUCCGGGCCGGAGAUGGCGAUAAACAGCGAGGCAGGGGACUGGACGGGGAGCGGGGACGCGGGGGAGAGGGCGUGGCUGCUCCAGAGCCCCAGCGUGGAGACGGGACCCCCCCCUCGGGACGCGGACGGGGGGCGGCGCGGGGGGACCUCGGCCCUGGGCGCCGUCUUCAUCGUGGUCAACGCCGCCCUCGGGGCCGGCCUGCUCAACUUCCCCGCCGCGUUCAACACUGCCGGCGGGGUGACCUCUGGGGUCGUGCUGCAGAUGUGCAUGCUGGUCUUCAUCAUCAGUGGUCUGGUGAUCCUGGCCUACUGUUCCCAGGUCAGCAACGAGACCACCUACCAGGAAGUGGUGCGGGCGGUGUGCGGGCGUGUCACUGGGGUCAUCUGUGAGGUCGCCAUCGCCGUGUACACCUUCGGCACAUGCAUCGCCUUCCUCAUCAUCAUCGGCGAUCAGCUGGACAAGUUGAUCGCGGUCAUGGCUGGUGAGCCUGACAUACAUGUGGGUGGUAGCUGGUACACAGACCGCAGGUUCACCAUCGUAGUGACCUCUACCCUGGUCAUCCUGCCCCUCUCCAUCCCCAAGGAGAUUGGCUUCCAGAAGUACGCCAGUGCAAUAAGUGUCCUUGGUACCUGGUACGUCACAAUUGUCGUCAUCCUCAAGUACAUCUGGCCGAACAAGGAAAUAUCCCCAGGUCUCAUUCCCACCAGUCCCUCGUCAUGGACAGACGUGUUCAACGCCAUGCCCACCAUCUGCUUUGGCUACCAGUGCCACGUGAGCAGCGUGCCCGUCUUUAACAGCAUGAGGAAGCGUGAGAUCCAGCCCUGGGGGGGUGUGGUCACGGCGGGCAUGAUCAUCUGCCUCUUCGUCUACACCGGCACAGGCGUGUGCGGGUUCCUGACGUUCGGCUCCACCGUGAAUCAGGACGUGCUGAUGUCAUACCCCUUCAACGACAUCGCCAUCGCCGUGGCCCGGGCUUUCAUCGUUGUCUGUGUGGUGACAUCAUAUCCCAUCCUGCACUUCUGUGGAAGGGCGGUGCUGGAGGGCCUGUGGCUGCGCUUCAGGGGCGAGCAGGUGGAGGUGGACGUGGCGCGGGAGCGGCGUCGCCGGCUGCUGCAGACGGUCACGUGGUUCAGCCUCACGCUCCUCCUGGCGCUCUUCAUCCCCGACAUCGGCCGCGUCAUCUCCCUCAUCGGCGGGCUCGCCGCCUGCUUCAUCUUCGUCUUCCCAGGCCUGUGUCUGAUCCAAGCCAAGCUGUCUGAGAUGCAGGAGGUCCGUCCUGGCAGUUGGUGGGCACUGGUGUCCUACGGAAUCUUCAUGGUGACCGUUGGAGCAUUCAUCUUUGGGCAGACCACAACCAACGCCAUUUUUCGCGACUUCCUCUUCCACGACAGCCAAUAGACAGCCAGCUGGGGGCGUGGGAGGCAAAUGAGGAGGUGAGAGAGGGAGAGGGAGGGGAGUGGGAGAGAGAGGGGGAUGAUAGAUGGAUGGAUGGGAUAGAGAGGAGAAAAAGAAGCUGCAUCGACCUCAGGAGAGAGGGACCGGGCCAUUCCUCAGGUGCAGUUCCUCACGUCCAGACCUCUGAUGUUCCCUCUGUUGCCGAUAUCGUCCCUCGUUCUCCUCUCCAGCCUCUCCCUGACCUCCCUCUCUCUCCUCGGACUCCUCCUGCAUGCGGCAUCACUCCUACCCGACGCCUCGGUCACCCUCGCCUCCUCAGCCCACGCCAUGCAGUGACAUCAUGUGUGUCGGACCGUAAAGUGGGCAUGAAGCCGCCUCAUCGCUCCCUGUUCAAAUGCACCGGGGCUGAACUCCGGGAACCGCCAUGAAGAGGAACCACCUGGGACCCCACGUCCUGAUUGGCGCAGCUGGAACUGAGACGAACUCUGAUUGGUGGUGAGGGAGGAAGGCAAAUCCAGGGGGCGGGGCCAAUGCCAUUGAAAUUUUGGAAUCGACUUGAUGGAUUAAAUUUUCACAAGACUUUUCACUUUUACUGAUUAACUGUGAUCUAUCUGCUGCUUGGAUGUUUAAGUUUUUUGUUUUGCUGCUGAACUGGGAACUUGUGACCUGAUUACCAAGAGUAAACCCUGAGGUUAGAGCAUUGCCAAACUACCAGGACACAGGUGCAGAAAGUCACAUGGACACUACAGUACUGAAUCCUGACUGUAGGGGGCAUGGUGAUAAAAAUGCAUGUUUAAUCUGUCGGUGAAUCUUCUUUGGCCCUGUGUUCCAGGUGUGGCUGUACCGGCCCUGGCCAAACUGGAAUUACAGCUAGCUUUCCUUCAGCUGACCCCAUCGGUGAUUUUAGUAAAAUGUCUGAUGAGAUAUUUCAUUUAAAUAUUUUGGAAUGAAAAUUUUAAAAUUAUGGGACUAAACAUGCAACUAAACAACUGAUUAUGUGAACCCCCCCCCA
Messenger RNA from Conger conger (European conger), 2410 nucleotides. RefSeq names its product solute carrier family 38 member 7 (gene slc38a7). The record is from RefSeq and is a predicted model, not a curated record. The transcript is spliced from 10 exons. NCBI's taxonomy places the organism in Eukaryota, Metazoa, Chordata, Actinopteri, Anguilliformes, Congridae. Bases 1 to 1401 code for a protein of 466 amino acids. Gene Ontology annotation, molecular function: L-glutamate transmembrane transporter activity; L-asparagine transmembrane transporter activity; L-serine transmembrane transporter activity. Gene Ontology annotation, biological process: amino acid transmembrane transport.